GAAUAUCUCUCGGGUCCUUGGCUCUCCUGAUGAGCAAGAAACUCCGUCAGAGUCCUUCCACAGCGUUCAUGGUCAACCUUCUUGUCUGCCUGUUACCCGUGUGUGCCUUCGGGAUGCCUAUGUAUGGAGUCGGGUGUCUGCAAGCUCAACAGUACGGCGAUGUUACAUUCUCAAAGGGAGUGUGCUUGACAUUUUUUACACUAGGCCUCAUACUAAGUCAAGUGCGCAUACACAGCAUCUGCGCACUCGCCUUCAACAGAAUGCUGGCUGUCGUGUACCCAAUGUUGUACAAGCGAGUGAUGCAACAAAGGAAGGUGAUGCACUACUUGAUCAUACUAUGGGUCUACUCCACCCUACUCUGGCUCCCUCUUACCUUCGGGACUGAGAAUAUCGACAACCUUGGCAUCAAUUGGAGCAAUUUUCCUUUGUCCAAUGACAUGACCAAGGAAGAUUAA
Homarus americanus (American lobster) is the source of this 455-nucleotide messenger RNA. Its product is annotated as D(2) dopamine receptor-like. Lineage: Eukaryota; Metazoa; Arthropoda; Malacostraca; Decapoda; Nephropidae. The record is from RefSeq and is a predicted model, not a curated record. The annotation marks the transcript as partial. Gene Ontology annotation, molecular function: G protein-coupled serotonin receptor activity; neurotransmitter receptor activity. The transcript is spliced from 3 exons. Gene Ontology annotation, biological process: chemical synaptic transmission; G protein-coupled receptor signaling pathway, coupled to cyclic nucleotide second messenger. Gene Ontology annotation, cellular component: dendrite; membrane.